This is a messenger RNA of Neltuma alba, 1451 nucleotides long. RefSeq names its product putative serine/threonine-protein kinase. The transcript is spliced from 9 exons. The record is from RefSeq and is a predicted model, not a curated record. NCBI's taxonomy places the organism in Eukaryota, Viridiplantae, Streptophyta, Magnoliopsida, Fabales, Fabaceae. The coding region runs from base 12 to 1220 and encodes 402 amino acids. Gene Ontology annotation, biological process: protein phosphorylation. Gene Ontology annotation, molecular function: protein kinase activity; ATP binding.
CAAAAUUUCUUAUGCCAGACUCAAAUGCUAAGAUUUUUUAUGCUGGUUGCUUCAUGAGAUACUCCACCUCUGCAUUUUUUACUGCUAACCAGACCACUGAUAUCAAACGCAUCUUGAAACAAGGAGAUUCAAGCAAGAAGACCAUUAUUGGUGGGGUCGUUGGAGGUGCAUCUUUUAUUUUGAUUCUUCUUGCAUUAUUUGCUUUGUAUAGACGAUCAUUGUUCAAGAGAGUUCAUAGAGUUGACAUUUUGGGAGCAACUGAGUUGAAAGGCCCGGUUAACUACAGGUAUAAAGAUCUGAAGUCUGCGACAAAAAAUUUCAGUGAAGAGAAUAAAUUAGGAGAAGGAGGUUUUGGUGAUGUAUACAAGGGUACUCUGAAAAAUGGAGAAGUAAUUGCCAUAAAGAAAUUGGCUCUAGAGCAAUCCAAAAAGAUGGAUGAAGAUUUUGAAAGUGAAGUGAAGCUAAUAAGUAAUGUUCAUCAUCGAAAUCUUGUUCGACUUCUUGGAUGUUGCAGUAAAGGCCAAGAGAGAUUCCUUGUCUAUGAGUACAUGAAGAACAACAAUGUUGGCCAGUUCUUAUUUGGUGGAGAUAGAGGUUCUCUCAAUUGGAAGCAACGUUAUGGUAUAAUUUUAGGCACUGCAAGGGGUUUGGCAUAUCUUCAUGAGGGAUUCCACAUUUGCAUCGUACAUAGGGAUAUAAAGCCCAGCAACAUCCUCUUGGAUGAUGAUUUCCAGCCUAAAAUUGCAGAUUUUGGAUUGGCAAGGCUUUUGCCAAGGGACCAAUCUCAUCUCAAUACAAAAUUUGCAGGAACAAUGGGAUACACUGCACCUGAGUAUGUAAUGCAUGGACAAUUAUCUGAGAAGGUUGACACCUAUUGCUAUGGUGUUGUAGUCUUAGAAAUUAUAAGUGGGCAAAAGAGUGGUGAAUUAAAGAAUGAUGAUCAAGGCGAAUUCCUUCUUCAAAGAGCUUGGAAACUGUACGAGAGAGGAAUGCACAUGGAGUUUGUGGAUGAAACCUUAGAUCCAAAUGAGUAUGAUGCAGAAGAAGUAAAGAAAAUCAUAGAGAUUGGAUUGCUUUGCACGCAAGCAUCUCCUGCAGCAAGGCCAACAAUGUUUGAAGUUGUUGAUAUGAUCGAAAGCAAAGGUGGCUUAAUAGAUCACAAGCGACCCACUAUGCCUGUUUAUGUUGAUUCUAAUGUGGGGAUUAGAAGAGAUGGUUAGUAAUAGUUCAUCUCGAUCAAAUGCUACUGUCUCCACUUCUAUUCCAUCAGGAAGGCGAUACGAGUUUGAACCCCCAGAAAAUAAUAAUAGUAAUAAUAAUAAUAAUAUUGAAGAAGGAAAAAACUGGAGUAAGCAUUCGCCUUGAUUACAUUACUGAAGAUUUGAGUACAAUGAAACAUUGAAACAUGAAUUGUGCAAUAUAAUUUGGGUAGUUUGUCAUUGCCACGACUA